Messenger RNA from Mustela erminea (ermine), 3253 nucleotides. RefSeq names its product FA core complex associated protein 100 (gene FAAP100). The record is from RefSeq and is a predicted model, not a curated record. Gene Ontology annotation, biological process: interstrand cross-link repair. Gene Ontology annotation, cellular component: nucleoplasm; Fanconi anaemia nuclear complex. Lineage: Eukaryota; Metazoa; Chordata; Mammalia; Carnivora; Mustelidae. The transcript has 10 exons. The coding region runs from base 105 to 2717 and encodes 870 amino acids.
GCCGCGACGUGGGCGGCCGUAAAGCGCCCGCGGCCCCGGUCGGAGCUGCCUGCCCGCGCCCCCCGCGCGCCGCCCGCGCCCCCCGCGCGCCCCCGGCCCACGCCAUGGCCGGCCUCGAGCCGCGGGUCGAGUACCUCGAGAGCUUCCGCUGCCCGCUCGGGGGCCUGGCGGCGGGCCGGCCGCGCGUGCUGUGCCACGGGCCCGCGGUCUUCGUGUCCGCCGGGAGCGAGCGGGUCUCCGUCUACGAGCAGGGGGGGAGGCUGCUGACCGCCGUGUACAGCUUCCCCGCGCCGGUGUGGCAGCUGGAGCUCUCGGCCGUCCCCGGGCUGCUCUACGUCCUCUGCGCCCGGAGGGGCAUCUACUGCUUGUCGCCGGACCCCGAGAGCAGGUGCAUGAACCAAGAUGACGGGAGUGACCAGGACAGUGAGGACGGCGAGCCUCCUUGUGCCGUGAUUUCCGUGGACCCAGACGCCUGCCUGCUCCCAGAUGCCGCUCUGUGUACUUUCACUGUGGUUGCUGAUAAGCUCGUCACCCUGGCACAGGGCCCUGCCCACUGGAAGGUACAGCUGUUUGAGUGCCCCCGUCCGGGAGAGGACGCCAGACUCAGAGGCCAGGUUGGCGAGGUGGAGUUGUCCAUCUCCAGCCCCCUCACUGGGCCCCUUGGGGAGCCCACAGCCCCCCGCUUCCUCCCAGUGCUGUGCUGUGUGUCCCCAGCGGGCCCCAGUGCUCUGCACAGCCGUGCGCAGGGCUCUGGGGGCUUCUUGCUGGAACGGGCCCUCUUUGGGCUACUGUUUGGAGUUGACGCCUCUCUUCUGGAGUCACCUGUGAUCCUCUGUGGUCUCCCCGAUGGCCAGCUCUGCUGUGUGGUCUUGAAGACUCUGGUCACCUCAAAGUUGUCCCCUGGCGAUCCGAAGGCCCUUGUCAAGAUUCUCCAUCACCUGGAGGAACCUGUUGUUUUCAUUGGGGCCGUGAAGACAGAGUCAUUGGCCCAGGACGUGGAAGACACACACCCUGACUGCCUGGUGGCACUUGGUCAUGACGGCCGGGUCCUAACCAUCAAGGCCGGCUGGGACGAGGCUGGGACUCUGGUGCCGGAGCUGCGGGAGUACCGGCUGCCGGGGCCCGUGCUCUGUGCGGCCUGUGGCGGAGGUGGCCGUGUCUACCACAGCACCACCUCGGAGCUCUGUGUCGUGGACCUGGCUCAGGAAGGCGUCCCCAGUGGGGACCUGGGAGACCCGCCAUCUCUGCUGUGUCCAGCCGGCUUGGGCGUCUGCAGCGUCGUCACCCUCUCAGUGUUGUCCGAGGUGCCCGAAGGUGACGUGAGGCUCCUGGCCCUGUCCACCAGGGGCCGCCUGAUGACCUGCCGCCUGCAGCUGAGCUCGGAGGUGCCGGGCCCCACUAGAGCCGCUGCGGCCAGUACUGGCCAGAAGAUUAAGGACUUGCUAUCUGGGAUCGGCACCGUCUCUGAGAGGCUGUCUUCUCUGAGGAAGGCUGUUGACCAGCGGAACAAGGCCCUGACCUGCCUCAACGAAGCCAUGAAUGUGAGCUGCAUCCUGUUGUCCGGCCGGGAGGGCCCCAGGCCCAUCUCGUGCACCGUGACGACUGCCUGGAGCCGCCCACAGCUGCAGGACGUGCUGACUGCCACCUGCCAGCUGGAGAACAGUAGCGGCCUCCAUCUGGACCGGGGCUGGGCCUUGUGUGUGCGGGUGCUGACCAGCGCCUCUGCCUCAGACUCUGACGUGGCCAGCGCAGCCACCACCUACACCAUCCCUGUGGACCGGCUGGGCCCCGGCGAUCGGCGGGAAGUGACGCUGCCCCUGGGCCCCGGGGAGGAUGGCGUCCUGCACCUGCCCCUGACCGUGUCUUGCGUACUCCAUUACAGCCUCAGGGAGGUCGUGGGCGGGGCGCGUGCCCCGUCAGAGUCCUCUAAGGACUCCUUGGAUGAGUGCCGCCCUGAUAUCUUGCCCGAGCAGGACGGCAUCUGCCUGCCCCUGUGUGAGCACACCGUGGACGUGCUCUGGUGCCUGCGCUUCCCUGGCCUGGCCCCAGCCCACACACAGGCGCCCGGGCUGCUCGGCCCCCUGUGCGACCCUGUGGAUACUUUCUUGGGAUCUCUCCUCGGGCCCCGCAGCGAGCCGACAGGACCUGCUUCCCUGCGGGCCAAGUUCCUGCCUCCGUCGGUGGCCACGAUCAAAGUGUCUGCAGAGCUGCUGAGGGCUGCCUUGGGGGACCGUCACUCAGCAGGCACGUCCGUGGACUGUGCCACCCUGCAGUGGCUCCUUGCCGAGAACGCCGCCCUGGACGCUGUGCGAGCCCGCCAGCUGCCCUCGGUCCAGGGAGUGGCCCCAGAUGGCGCUGAUGUGCACCUGACCGUCCGAGAGGUGGCCAUGACCGACCUGGGCGCAGCAGGGCCCCUGCAGACUGUGGAGAUCCGGGUGGAGAGCUCCUCUCCGGCAAGCCUGUGCAGCGCACACCACGCGGUCAUCGGGCGUCUGCAGAGGAUGGUCGUGGAGCAAGCUGCCCGGAUCCCCGGCCCGCCCGACCUCCGUAUACAGUGUCUCCAGCAGACCCACAGCAGCCACGAGACCCUGCUGCGGGAGGUGCAGACCCUGCGGGACCGGCUGUGCACGGAGGACGAAGCCAGCCUCCAGGCCACCGCCCAGAGGCUCCUGCAGGUGCACCAGCAGCUGCGCAGCCCCAGCCUCCUCCUGGUGUGACCCCAGCUGCCCACGACUCCUGCUGAACCUGGUCAUACCUGGCCGUCCCUGGCCUGGAGCCCUGGAGCCGGAUCCACGACGUCUGUCCCCCCUCCCCCCCAACUCAGAAGUCAGGCCCCGGGUGCAGGGUCCGGGCCCCAGAGCAGCCCACGGGCCCAGGAGAAAGUUUCCAGAUUUGGGACUUCGGGGGUUCUGGCCAUGGCUGUUGCCUGCCCCACUGCCUGCUCCCCCAAGUACAGACCUCUCCUCCCUCUCGGGGCCCCUCACUUACGGGCUGCUGCUGAGGCCACCCACUGGGAAUGCUGUCCUGUGGCUCUGACACUCCCACGGUAGGUGCUUGUGGCCGGGGCCGUGCACAGCCCUGUGCCCUGUCUCCAGGGCCCCUUGGCCUGAGCAGCCACUCAGUGGCCCUCCAGUGCUGGUGCGUCCAGCAGUCGGCGGGGGUGACCCCCUGUUUGGACUCAACAUGGUGCUCUCCUGUACAUGCAAGGGCUGCGAGGCCCCCCUUGCUGCGGGAAAAGUCUGUUCCCCAUGGA